Molecule: messenger RNA, 3801 nt
Organism: Exophiala bonariae
Lineage: Eukaryota; Fungi; Ascomycota; Eurotiomycetes; Chaetothyriales; Herpotrichiellaceae
Exons: 2
Coding region: 1-3801 (1266 amino acids)
Biological process (GO): glycerophospholipid catabolic process
Molecular function (GO): glycerophosphocholine phosphodiesterase activity; protein binding
Source: RefSeq, a predicted model, not a curated record
AUGAAGUUCGGACGCAAUCUGCCCCGCAACCAGGUCCCCGAAUGGGCGUCCUCGUACAUCAACUACAAAGCUCUGAAGAAGCUGAUCAAAGCCUCGGCGGAAGGAGUGAAGCAGGACGGGAAACUCGAUCUUGCUGGAUUCUUCUACACCUUGGACCGCAACCUCGAAGACGUAGACCACUUCUACAACAAGAAGUAUCAGGAUUUCUCCAGGCGCCUCAAACUGCUCGAAGACCGAUAUUCCCCCUCCCUCCAGGCCGCCGCUCAACUCGAAGAAGAUGAACGUGAAGACCUCCUUGCGGCUCUGUUGGAACUGCGCGCCCAGUUGCGGAAUCUACAGUGGUAUGGCGAGGUCAAUAGGAGGGGCUUCAUCAAGAUCACGAAAAAGCUGGAUAAGCGGAUCCCCGAGGCGCAGGCGCAGAAGAAAUAUCUCGAGUUGAGGGUCGAUCCUUCAGCGUUUGCGACCAAUGCGCAGUUGUCCAGUUCCUUGAGUAAAAUCAACGAUUGGAUCUCCGUACUGGGCGAGGUCCCUGUCACCAUCAGUAAUGAGGACCGGGCAUCUAUAUCCUCGGCCUCUCUGAAACGCACCACUUCUCGCCCCUCCCUGCAUGUUUCUCCAGAACGCACGGCAAAGCUCGAGGCCGGCAUACGACAAGAUGACCCCGUUGACCUAGAAGAACUCAUCCAGGAACUCCGUGCCAAACCGGAUUCUGAUAUCUCGGAGCAUGCCAUCCAGGAGUUCUUGAAGUUAUUACUCCAACGAGCCAUCUCUGCUCGGAGUCGAGUCUCAACUACCUGUCUCCUACGGGAAAUAGUCUUUCUGGAUGACGCAGAUGACAUCAAUGGUCGGAAUGCAAUCCAUCGUCUGGUGGUCUCGAUUGGUCGUAAGCACUCGAACGUUGACCAGGAGCCCAGCACUCAACUCCUUCCCAGUGCGGAGACAGAACUGACGAACUUUAUUGAUCCCGCAACACCUCCUGUGCUCCCCUUUAAAAGGUCCGUCCCUCAGGAAGGCAAACGAGCUCAGAUCGUGACUCGGGCCGACACCUCGAUUUCCUUCCUUGCUUUCCUUCUUGAUAGUCUCUCAAGUUCACAGCGACCGGGACUGGUGGCGCGAGAUGCGUCUGGGCGUACUCCCCUUCACUUCGCCGCCGAAUACGGCAUUCGAGUCAUGUGCGAAGUCAUCAUUGAACACCUCCAGGAGUGGAAGAUAUUCAAUGUGGAAGAUGGCAUCGAUGGUCCAUUCUGGCAGGACAACGAGGGCUGGGCGCCCUUGCAUCUGAGCGUAAUUGGUGGCCAUCCACUUACCACCCAAGCACUACUUGAUGCCGAGCAAGCAAUGGUACCAGAAUUCUCCAAGUCUACCAUACGGCGGAAUUCUCCAAAGUCCUCAGCCGUCCUGGCCCUAGCUACAAAGGCCAAUUUCGCCGACAUCGUCGGACUUCUGGUCAAGGCAGGUGUCGAUAUCAAUUAUCAGGACGAUCACGGUGAUUCGGCUCUUCAUUUGGCCGCUAGAUUCGGUCAUCUGGAGUGUGCGAAGAUCUUGCUUGCUGGGAGUGAUAUUCAAAAAGCGAACACUGAACUAUGUGAGAAGACCUACGGUUGGACUCCACUGUUUAUCGCUUGCGUAGAUGGUCAUCAGCCGGUCGUGGAAAUCCUUAUUGAAGCUUCAGCCGAUCUGGAAACACUCGAUUCAUCAGGAUGGACCGCUAAGGAGCAUGCAGCUUUACGCGGACAUGUCAGUAUCGCGAAAUUGCUCUGUGAGGUCUUACAAGAGCCAGAGCAAGAUCCCGACUCUGUCGCAUCGACAUCACCCCCAGUCUCGUCUUCUCUGGCAGAGAGGAAAUCAAAUGGCAUUGCCACCCCGACCCAGGGUGUGAAGAUGAGCGAACCCGUCAAGAGUUUCGGCCAUCGAUACCUGACGGAUAAAAGCAUGAUCCUCGUCAGUCUUGGUACCAUGGAUACCCGCAAGUCGAUUCGACCCGUCAAUCUCGAUAGAAUACCUUUAGCAAAUGCGCAUUCGACGCAACUUGAUACCGCACUUUCAAUCGUGGUGUCUGCAAAAUCUGCUGAAGGCGAAGCAGAAGUCAUUGAUUUACCAGUGCAAGAUAAUAUCUCCACUGAGCCAAUUGUCUUCCAUGCUGCAGAUCCGUCAAAAGUCAAGUUGUUCUUUGAUCUCAUUCCGACUUAUUCUGGAUCAAGAGAACGCAUCGUCGGACGUGGCGUGGCUUUGCUUUCUACCAUAAAACCCAAUAUUGGUACUAAGCGCAUGCUCCUACAGGGUGAUGUCACAGUUCCUAUUGUCGCCGCCAAUGAUCUCGAGGUGAUUGGUUCUGUGACCUUCAAUUUCCUGGUUAUUACACCUUUUCAUCAUCCUAGUAUGGUCGUCACAGAGAAUCAGACAUACUGGAAGAGUAUGACUUCGACAAUGGUCAUCGGUCAUCGUGGAUUGGGCAAAAAUCAGGCUGCUGGUCGUCGCUCUCUUCAACUGGGUGAGAAUACAAUUCAAUCGUUCAUCGCAGCCGCCAAUCUGGGUGCGUCAUACGUUGAAUUCGACGUUCAACUCACCAAGGAUCAUGUACCGGUCAUCUACCACGAUUUCUUGGUUAGUGAAACAGGAGUCGAUGCACCAGUGCACACUCUGACGUUGGAACAAUUCCUUCAUGUCAAUGAAAUGAGAACUCCACGUCAUUCAAGACCGGCAUCCCCCGUGCCCUUUGAAAACCCAAAGGUCAGUACCUUGAAGAAUGGAGAUUCGCGAGGACCCAGACUUCGAUCCAUGUCUGUCGGUGGAGGAGAUAGCAACGAAUCAGUCGACAUGGAAGAACGAAUGAAACACACACGAGAUUUCAAAAAGAAAGGAUUUAAAGGCAACAGUCGCGGAAACCACAUCCAAGCCCCCUUCGCCACUCUGGAAGAAAUGUUCCGUAAAGUGCCCUCCAACGUCGGAUUCAACAUCGAGAUGAAAUACCCAAUGCUCUCUGAAAGCGAAGACGAAGAAAUGGAUACCUACGCCGUCGAACUCAAUUCCUUCGUCGACACCGUCCUGACCAAAGUCUACGACAUGGGCAAAGGCCGAAACAUUAUCUUCUCCUCCUUCAACCCGGACAUCUGCCUCUUACUCUCCUUCAAGCAGCCGAGUAUUCCCGUCAUGUUCCUCACCGACGCGGGCACCUCCCCCGUCGGCGACGUGCGCGCCACGAGUCUCCAGGAAGCCAUUCGCUUCGCGAGUCGCUGGAAUCUGCUCGGUGUUGUCAGCGCCGCGGAGCCACUCGUCUAUGCACCCCGCCUCGUCCGUGUCGUCAAGGAGAGCGGUCUCGUCUGCGUUAGCUACGGCGCGCUCAACAACGAUUCUUCAAAAGUCAAAUUACAAGUCAAGCAAGGCAUCGAUGCCGUCAUCGUCGAUUCCGUCCUCGCCAUCCGUCGAGGUCUCACCGGUGCAAACACCUCCAAACCAACUCAACCUGCAAAAGACGCCCCCAACCCUGCAGGUAGCAGAAGCUGGCUGAGCACCGAGACCAGUGCCUCGCACAACGAUACCAACAACAAAAGCCUCGCUGAGAAACUCACCGGAAGUACCGAGAGUCUCGAGAUCCCCGUCCCCAUCUCCACCCCAAUCCCUAUCCCCGGCGCCACUGUCGCCUCACCGAAGAUCGUAACGUUCGAACCUGAAGAGUCAGCCGGCAGCAGCGCUGGCGAUAAUAGUGUCGGCAGCGCGGUCUCCGAAGCGGAGACCGAGACCGGGAGUGAGAGCUUCAGUGCCGCGAGCACGGGCGAUUCCGAGGGGCGACUGCUUGACUAG